AUAUUUUUAGUCAAUGAGUGGAUGAGGUGCUGGUUGUAACAGUAAAGAUAAUACUGGACAGACCAGUAAAACAACGCCGGAACAUAACUGUAUAUAUAUUGGUCGGGUUCCUCUCUUUAGCCAUCAUUCACUGAUCGCUUGACCAACUGCCGAGAGAUCUCCACGUCCUCUAUAAACUGCCAUCAUGAACAUGUCCAUUCUUGCCCUGGCUGUUUUCGCCUCCGUCUUCCUUUUGGUAAACAGUUCAGUUUUACCCCACGGUGAACACUAUGGUGAACACUAUGGAAAAGAAGGCCACGAUGAAGCCCACCAUGGUGUAGCUUCUGCUGAACACGUAGCAAACAACGCCUACGCUGAACACGGUGAACAUGGCGUGAAAGCCGCCUACGACGUCGGUUUCCGCAACCAUGAACACGAUCACGUGGACAACUAUGGACACCAUGAACACGACGAGGACCACGACAAACACAAGGACGACAUGUUGGAAAAAUAUGGAAACUUUGUUGCUCAUGCUGGCCACAACGCAUACGGCGGUGAACACAGUGCUGUAGCUGGGCACGCUGCUGCGUACGGUGCUGAAGGUGGACAUGGCGCAUAUGCUGGUCCCGGUUAUGAUGGACAUGCAGGUUACGGAGGUUUUGGCGGGUACGGUUUCGCUGGUCGUGGUGCUCUAGCAGGUGGCCUUGUUGGUCACGGUGGCCUUGUUGGUCACGGUGGUGUUGUUGGUCACGGUGGUGUUGUUGGUCAUGGUGGUGUUGUUGGUCACGGUGGACUUGUUGGUCACGGUGGUGUUGUUGGUCACGGUGGUCUUGCUGGACACGGUGGAUACGGCUAUGGCGGUUUAGGUUAUGGUGGAUACGGUUAUGGUGGAGCUGGCUAUGAUGGACACGCUCUUGCAGGACACGGUUUUGGUGGACCUGGUUUUGAUGGACAUGGUUUCGGUGGAUAUGGUUACGCUGGUCUUGGUGGACAUGGCCAUUAUUAAACAGGACUUUAAAAAAAAUGAGAACUCCCUAAUUCUGAAAAUACUAAUAAUUAAUACAAUUUGUUGCUGUUUGUAAUUAAAUAAACAUAAAAUUACUGUCAAUGUUGCUGGCAA
This is a messenger RNA of Octopus sinensis (East Asian common octopus), 1099 nucleotides long. RefSeq names its product glycine-rich cell wall structural protein-like. The record is from RefSeq and is a predicted model, not a curated record. The transcript is spliced from 2 exons. The coding region runs from base 185 to 985 and encodes 266 amino acids. Lineage: Eukaryota; Metazoa; Mollusca; Cephalopoda; Octopoda; Octopodidae.